CAUUUCCCCCCAAUCUGUUUGCAAGUGUUUGACAAUGCAUGGACAGACUUUGAGUUUUUGUGAUUCUUUCUUUAGGUACUGGAAAAAAUGAUUGAUGAUGCAAAACAAUGCAAGUGCUGAAGACUUGUUUAUUCUAUUGGGAUUUUCUAAUUGGCCUCAUCUGGAAGUAUUUCUCUUUGGGCUUAUCUUGAUUUUCUACUUGACAACAUUAACAGGGAACCUGUUUAUCAUCAUUCUGUCAUAUCUGGAUUCCCAUCUCUACACUCCCAUGUACUUCUUCCUCUCAAACCUCUCUUUUCUGGAUCUCUGCUAUACCACCAGCUCUAUCCCUCAGAUGCUGGUCAACCUCUGGGGCCCAGAGAAGACCAUCUCUUAUGCUGGUUGCAUGACUCAGCUUUACUUUGUCCUUGCACUGGGAACCACAGAAUGUAUCCUACUGGUGGUAAUGUCCUAUGACCGUUAUGUAGCCAUAUGUAGACCUCUACAUUAUACUGUAAUUAUGCACCCUCGCUUUUGCCAUCUGUUGGCUGCAGCUUCUUGGGUAAGUGGAUUUACCACCUCAGCAGUUCAUUCCUCCUUUACCUUCUGGGUGCCCCUGUGUGGACAUCGUCAAGUGGAUCAUUUCUUUUGUGAAGUUCCAGCACUGCUGCAAUUGUCGUGUAUUGAUACCCAUGCAAAUGAGCUGAUUCUCAUGGUCAUGAGCUCCAUUUUUGUGCUCAUACCACUUAUUCUCAUUCUCUGCUCCUAUGGUGCCAUUGCUCGAACUGUAUUGAGGAUGCAGUCAACCACAGGGCUCCAGAAAGUCUUUGGGACAUGUGGAGCCCAUCUUAUGGUUGUAGCUCUCUUUUUUGUUCCCGUUAUAUGUAUAUAUCUCCAACCACCCUCAGGAAAUUCUCAAGAUGAAGGCAAGUUCAUUGCCCUGUUUUAUACUGUUGUCACACCUAGCCUCAACCCUCUAAUCUACACCCUCAGAAACAAAGAUGUAAGAGGUGCCAUGAGGAGACUAAUGGGGUGGGAGUUGGAGAUGUGA
Molecule: messenger RNA, 1030 nt
Organism: Carlito syrichta (Philippine tarsier)
Lineage: Eukaryota; Metazoa; Chordata; Mammalia; Primates; Tarsiidae
Product: olfactory receptor 2J3
Exons: 1
Coding region: 95-1030 (311 amino acids)
Biological process (GO): G protein-coupled receptor signaling pathway
Cellular component (GO): membrane
Molecular function (GO): G protein-coupled receptor activity; olfactory receptor activity
Source: RefSeq, a predicted model, not a curated record